AUGUUUCUGAAAGCCCUAUUUCUGUUCCAGGUUGGGAACGGGGCUCUGGCUGAUGUCACCCUCUUCUUCUGCAGUGUCUCCCCAGCCUUGCUUGGCCACAAACGGAGACCCCUGCAGACGACUGUCGCCCACAUGGCCGUGGCCAACUCCUGGGUUCUUCUGUCCGCUGGGCCUCCCCACACAAUGGCAGCUUUUGUGUCAAGGAAGCCCCUCUCCAGCCUUGGGUGUGAGUUUGUGUAUUCCGUACAGAGGGUGGCUCUCAGCACCGCCCUGUGCUCCACCUGCGUCCUGAGCACCUAUCAGUCCUUCACACUCACCCCCAGGAGGGCGGAGUGGGUGAUGCUCAGAGGAAGGGCCCCCACGGUCACUGGCCCUUCCUGCUGCACCUGCUGGAUGCUCAGUCUCUUAAUGAAUAUCUGGAUUCCUGUGAGCAUCUCUGGUCCACAGGACAAGCACAACUAUACUGAUGCCCAAGGCAUGUGGUUCUGCUCACCCUCGGCUUCUAAAGCAGGCUUUGUCUACUUGUGGUCCACCUCGGAUGCCGUGUUUCUUACCCUCAUGGUCUGCUCCAGCGGCUCCACGGUGCUUCUCCUGCACAGACGCCGCCAGAGGGUGCAGUAUGUCCACACCCCCGCCGGGCACCACAGAUCCCCUCCGGAGACCAGAGCCGCCCACACCACCCUGAUGCUGGUGGUCACCUUCGUCACCUUCCACCUGCUGAAUUCUGUUCUCACUUUUUAUAACAGGGCCCAUGAUGAUUUUCGCCUGUGGUUGAUGCAGCUCUCAGACGCCUUGGCUUUGUGUUUUCCCACCGUUUCCCCCUUCCUGCUGCUCCUUAGGGAUCCUAGAACCCCCAGGUUCUGCUCCUGA
Messenger RNA from Capra hircus (goat), 870 nucleotides. RefSeq names its product vomeronasal type-1 receptor 2-like. The coding region runs from base 1 to 870 and encodes 289 amino acids. Gene Ontology annotation, biological process: G protein-coupled receptor signaling pathway. The record is from RefSeq and is a predicted model, not a curated record. Gene Ontology annotation, molecular function: pheromone receptor activity. NCBI's taxonomy places the organism in Eukaryota, Metazoa, Chordata, Mammalia, Artiodactyla, Bovidae. The transcript has a single exon. Gene Ontology annotation, cellular component: membrane.